ACAGCAAUCUGCUGCACGGCAGAGUCGUGGGAGGACGAUUUCAGGUGGGAGGUUGGUCGGCUGUAACUGACCUGAAGCUGAACUGUGGAGGGGCGCUGGAUGGGAUGUUGCUGUCUACUGUAUAUUUUUGUUCAUUGGAGAUAAUCUGCCUUUAGUUAAAAAUGGCUAGCACAAUGGUAGCGGUUGGCCUAACAGUUGCGGCUGCAGCGUUUGCAGGACGGUAUGUUGUUCACGCUAUGAAGCAUGUAGAACCUGCUUUGAAAAAAACUAUUCAGAAUCUGCCGAAGUCGGCUUUCAGUGGAUACUAUAGGGGUGGAUUUGAAGCCAAAAUGACAAAGAGAGAGGCAGCUCUCAUUUUGGGAGUGAGCCCCACAGCUAACAAGAUUAAGAUCCGGGAAGCACAUAGGAGGAUCAUGGUACUCAACCACCCAGAUAAAGGUGGAUCUCCUUAUCUUGCAUCCAAAAUCAAUGAAGCUAAAGAUUUACUGGAUUCUCAGAACAAAAAGUGAUCUCGUCUGAAAGUGGCAAACUAUAAUCACUUUUCAAAAAGGAAAGUUUGUUAUUCAGAGGUUUAAACUUCAUGUAAUCACUCUCAAUAAAUCAUAAGCUAAUUGUAUUGUUAUUUAAGAAAUCUUUUGCAGAAGUAGGAUUCUGUAUUAGGACAAAGUUUUGACCUCCUAACAGCAAGGCAUCAUCUGUGUUUCAUGUUUAAAAUAGCAACAUGACAAAACCAUUAUGGCAAUAACUGAUUUUCCUAUUUCCACUACUAGGUACUGAAAAGGUGGCCAUUUCUAGAAGUAUAUGCAAGAGAGUAUGAGCUUAAAAAAAAUGACAAGGGGAUUGAAUUACUUUGUUCUUUAGACUAGUUGCUGCAACAGGCUAGAGGAAGUACCAGGGCACAUUUUCUUAGAAUGGGUUUUGUUGAUGCACUCUCUCCAAAAAGGUGAAAUUAUACAUGAUUUGCCAUAGUAAUUGAUAUCAAAAUUACAUACUCUCCAAUUAUCUCAAAGGGUUAAAUGCAAGAUAGCACAUCUGAGAAUACAAUGAAUUAGCAAAGAAACUUGAAGUACUAUAUAUGUUCUUUGCUUCAUUGUUUAGAAGAGUGGUGGUAAUAAAAUUGCUUUUUAUAUUA
Molecule: messenger RNA, 1132 nt
Organism: Pristis pectinata (smalltooth sawfish)
Lineage: Eukaryota; Metazoa; Chordata; Chondrichthyes; Rhinopristiformes; Pristidae
Gene: dnajc19
Product: DnaJ (Hsp40) homolog, subfamily C, member 19
Exons: 6
Coding region: 162-509 (115 amino acids)
Biological process (GO): protein import into mitochondrial matrix
Cellular component (GO): PAM complex, Tim23 associated import motor
Molecular function (GO): ATPase activator activity
Source: RefSeq, a predicted model, not a curated record